AUGCGGGUCCCCGAAUUCCAGCCGAUAAUCGUGCUAUCCACUACAAUAUUGUCGUUUGUGGUCAAUGGCAUACUGCUGUUCUUGAUCAUCUACCACACGAGGGAGCAGAUGAGGGUGUACUCGCGAUUUAUGCUCUCGUUUGCGUUAUUUAACACGAUCUACCCGUUGGUGUGCUUUUUCGUGGCGCCGAUCCUCUUCGCCUCCGGCAACGGCUUCAUGAUGUUCACCACCGGCAUCGUCACCUCCGUCCCAUUCUUGGCCUUUUUCGGCCUGUUGAUGUACGUGUCGGCGUACGCGCAGUCGUUGGCGCUGCUCUGCUUCCACUUCAUCUACCGAAUGCGCUUCCUGCGCGAGAUGGACCCGUGGGAGGUGUGGUGCUGGCUGAUCGGACUGUACUUGGCGAUGGCCUGCGGCUAUUGCCUGAACGCGUACGUCUUCUUGGUCGAAGACCCCGUCGUGCAGGCUCACUUCGAGAAGCCGUUCCGAGAAAAGUUUGAGGACAAUAUUUACUCGCUGAUGACGGCAAUCCUCGAGUCGUCCUCCUCGGAAAAGACGAAAAAGGCGCAGAUGGGCAUUUUUCGGGCGUUGAUUAUACAGACGCUUAUCCCGGUGGUUUUUGAAUACGUCCCGAGCGGAAUUAUUCUGCUUUUUCCAAUUUUUGGAAUCUCGUUGGAUACGACUUUCGUGACGAUAUCUUUCGGCAUCUACUCGUUCGUCGAGCCGCUGGCCAUGAUCUAUUUUGUGGCCGACUACCGUAACGCCACCCCUCUUCCCGACCUCAAUGGCCUUCAUCAGGCCGUCGAAGGCUCCUUCAUCAUCUACGAAACUUCCUGCAGGGCUCUGUCAACGGCCGAAGGCGCUUUUCAGACGGAAGUCCAAGCGCUGCGACCAGCAGAAGCCGUCGCUCUAGCCGACGAACAGACUCGACUGUUAUCGGCCCGAGCCUUCCAACAAGCUGUCGCGUAUGAAGGGAUCAACUUGCCGCUGCUGUUCGACGUGUACAACAACAUGUACACCACGCGUAUGAGGGAGCUGAACGAUGCAAUCACGGCGGCGAAAGAAGCCAAGGACAUCGCCGAGAAGAACUAUCAAAGCGAGCUGAAACGGCUGUCGAAGGGAAUCGUGGCUAUCCAGCAGCAUACGGCGUCGCGGGAAGACGGACUGAAGACCCGCAGCGGUCGACGCGGAACACCCGACAUCAGCCUCGCGCUCAAUUUUUUGGCAAGUUGU
This is a messenger RNA of Mesorhabditis spiculigera, 1230 nucleotides long. The record is from the annotation of a GenBank genome assembly. NCBI's taxonomy places the organism in Eukaryota, Metazoa, Nematoda, Chromadorea, Rhabditida, Rhabditidae.